GAGACUUCGCGCAGGCGCGGGGAGCGACGUGCGUCGGAACGAUGGAGGUCCAGCGGGCCUUGGAGCGGCUGCACAUGACCAUUUUCUCCCAGAGUGUUUCCCCCUGUGGCAAGUUCUUAGCAGCAGGGAACAACUACGGGCAGAUUGCCAUCUUCAGUUUAUCAGCUGCUUUGAGCUCAGAGGCCAAAGAGGAAAGUAAGAAGCCAGUGGUGACCUUUGUAGCCCAUGAUGGCCCUGUAUACAGCCUGGUCUCGACAGACAGACAUCUGCUCAGUGCAGGGGAUGGUGAAGUGAAAGCCUGGCUUUGGGGAGAGAUCCUAAAGAAGGGCUGUAAGGAAGUAUGGAGCCGUCAUCCCCCAUACAGGCUGACCCCAUUUGCCCUUCUAAACAGGAGCAGCCUGGAAGUUCCUGAAAUCAAUGCUUUGCUGCUUAACCCUAAGGAGAAUUCCCUCCUCUUGGCAGGGGGUGACUGCCAUCUUCAUUCUAUGGAUCUGGAGACAGGGACAUUCACGCGUGCACUUCGAGGUCACACUGAUUACAUUCAUUGUUUGGCCCUUCGAGAAAGAAGUCCUGAAGUGCUGUCUGGGAGUGAGGAUGGCACAGUGCGGCUUUGGGAUCUUCGUACAGGUGAAGAGGUUCAGACCAUUGAAGUUUACAGGCAUGAGGAGUGUGCUCGACCCCAGAAUGGAAAGUGGAUUGGAUGUUUAGCAACUGACUCAGAUUGGAUGGUGUGUGGAGGGGGCCCUGCUCUUACUCUUUGGCACCUUCGAUCUGCCACACCCACAACAGUGUUUCCACUUAGGGCCCCACAGAAGCAUGUAACCUUCUACCAAGACCUGAUCCUCUCUGCAGGUCAGGGACCGUGUGUGAACCAGUGGCAGCUGAGUGGGGAGCUGAAGGCCCAGGUCCCUGGCUCCUCUUCCAGCCUGCUUAGUCUCAGCCUCAACCAGCAGCCUGCUGCACCAGAGUGCAAGGUCCUGACAGCUGCAGGAAAUAGCUGUAGGGUUGAUGUCUUCACUAACCUUGGAUACCGAGCUUUCUCCCUAUCUUUCUCCUGACCCUCCUCUCCAAUCUUCCCCUCCCCACUUGUUAGGCUCUACUUUGUUAAUUAAAAAAAAAAAAAGCCAUUUAGUCCA
This is a messenger RNA of Vombatus ursinus (common wombat), 1136 nucleotides long. It is a transcript of the gene THOC6, whose product is annotated as THO complex 6. Gene Ontology annotation, molecular function: protein binding. Gene Ontology annotation, biological process: mRNA export from nucleus. The coding region runs from base 42 to 1058 and encodes 338 amino acids. The transcript has 13 exons. Gene Ontology annotation, cellular component: transcription export complex; THO complex. NCBI's taxonomy places the organism in Eukaryota, Metazoa, Chordata, Mammalia, Diprotodontia, Vombatidae. The record is from RefSeq and is a predicted model, not a curated record.